Messenger RNA from Brassica oleracea var. oleracea, 1742 nucleotides. RefSeq names its product putative FBD-associated F-box protein At3g50710. The record is from RefSeq and is a predicted model, not a curated record. NCBI's taxonomy places the organism in Eukaryota, Viridiplantae, Streptophyta, Magnoliopsida, Brassicales, Brassicaceae. Gene Ontology annotation, molecular function: protein binding.
UCCUCGUUUCCUUUCCGCUUUAAACGCACAGAGAAACAUCAAAUCUGCAAUCUCCAUGGAAAAGUAUCCCUCUUUCUUAUUCGGAAUGCUUCAUGGUUUAGGUUUUGGGUAUUUGUUUUUCGAUUCCUCUUAGGCUUCUAGUCUUCUUGUUAAUUUCGGAGGAUUUGAUUAGGGCUUGGAUAUGAUGGAUAGGAUCAGUAAUCUGUCGGAUGAUUUGCUCUUGAAGAUUUUCUCCUACCUCCUAGUCCCUACCAAAUACGUUGUCACGACAACGCUCUUGUCCAAAAGAUGGAAGUCUGUCUGGACGAUGGUCCCAAGAUUUGAUUUUGACGAUGGUUUCGAACUCGACCCUUCCCGAUACGAAACAUUCAUCAAUCACGUGGGCAGAACUAUGUCGUUGCGCACAUCUCCGGUUCUGGAAUCUCUGAGAUUCGACGUCGGUCCUUGUUGCAGUCCCGAAGAUAUGGUAACGUGGAUCAGAACAGGGAUGGUUCAGGGCGUGCACGAGCUUGAGAUCUUCCACACUGAAGAACACUUAAAGGAACAUAGACCAAUCAAGUUACCAAAGAGUCUUUAUACUUACGAGAAGCUCGAGGUCUUGAAACUCACUUACUCGAUUGGUCUGGAUGUUCCUGUCGAUGUUUGGCUUCCUUCUUUGAAGACGUUGCACCUUAUCAGUGUAAAGUACGAGACCAAAGAUUGUCACAGUAGGCUUUUGUCAGGAUGUCCUGUUCUUGAGGAGUUGGUGCUGGACAAGAGUUUAAACAGCCACUCUUUGAGAACUUUCUAUGUUGAAAUGCCUAGCUUGCAGAGGCUAUCUGUAGUUGAUGUAUGUGAAGAACCGAACUACGGUCUUGAUGGGCUUCAUAUGACUGUGAUCAAUGCCCCGUCUUUGAUGUAUUUGAACUUUGUAGAUUACCAUGAUGACUUGUGUUUGUGUGAGAACAUGCCUGAGGUGGUUGUGGCAAAUGUUAAAGUUGUGUACAAUAGUCCUGAGAAGCUACUGGGUUCUAUUCCAUCAGUCAAGCGUCUCUGCUUAUGUUUACCCGCUUCAUUGCUUCUCAGCUGCUUUGGAUUUGAUCACCUUGUUCAUUUGGAGCUAUGUGCAGCUUCCCGAGGGUGGUGGGAUCUACUUACUUGGAUGCUAGAAAGUUCUCCUAAACUAAAAGUUCUCAAAAUAUUUGUGUGCAAUGAACUCCCUUGUACCACGAAGUCCAUUAGAGGUCACUGGAAGGGACCAACUUCGGUUCCUGAAUGUUUGAUGUCCCAUUUACAUACUUUCAAGUGGAAGAAUUACAACACAAAAGACGAAGAGAAGAAAAUAGUGGCGUACAUCCUCAAUAACGCAAGACAGUUGAAGAUUGUGGGUAUCUCUGGGUCGAGAUACUAUUCAAAGGAAGAGAGAUUGAAGAAACUCAAUGAGUUGGUUUCGCUGCCUAGAGCUUCAAACUCCUGUCAGCUUCUCAUGGACUGAAAAAAGAUUGUCAUAUUAUGUUCCAGUAAAAUUCCUGUCUAAAAGUCAGAUGUGUUAGUUAGAUGCUCUUUAGGGCUUCCUUAUGUUCUUGUUAUUACAUGUUAGAAUAUUAGAGGAAGCAUUAGUUUCACAAAAAAAAAAAAAGGAAAUUAGAGGAAGCAGAGUUUACUUGUAUUUAGGAUGUGGUAUCUUUCUAUGUAUAUCAGAGGAAGCGGUAGGGGUGGGCGUUCGGGUUCGGAUAGGGUAUUUCGGAUUUUUGGGUAUUUCA